Pygocentrus nattereri (red-bellied piranha) is the source of this 897-nucleotide messenger RNA. RefSeq lists its product as uncharacterized. Bases 23 to 634 code for a protein of 203 amino acids. Lineage: Eukaryota; Metazoa; Chordata; Actinopteri; Characiformes; Serrasalmidae. The record is from RefSeq and is a predicted model, not a curated record. Gene Ontology annotation, cellular component: external side of plasma membrane. Gene Ontology annotation, biological process: T cell costimulation; cell surface receptor signaling pathway; immune response. The transcript is spliced from 5 exons.
GUGUGUUUUGACCGCAGCAAAAAUGCAUUUGCGUUUAUAUUUUUUAUGUUUUCUAAUCCUGCAUCUUUACCCUGGAGGUAUUUCUCCACUCUGCGAUAAUGAAAAUCAGAAUAUGCAUAUUAUUGCAUAUAUAGGAGACUCAGCAUUGCUGCCUUGUUCCUGUGGUGGCCUUUCAAGCGGACCUCAGAAAUUCAGAUGGUAUAAAAGAAACGGACUAUGGAAGACAGAAGAAGUAGAUGACAAUUACAGAAGAAGAAGACAAAUUCAGCUGUUUAAUGUUCACUCUUCAGGAAAUUUCUCUCUUUUCAUACCACAUCUGACUGAAGAGGAUGAGGGAAUGUACAUCUGCAGCUACUACGUAUCUGACAUGGUGUCACCUAGAUCUGAUGUAAAAGUAACUGUCCAGACAAAAAUCAUAACCACAAACGCCCCAACCACUUCAAACAUUGGACAAGCAGGUACUGACUCACACCCAAGCCAGUCUGUGACAUACUUCCCUUUGGCUGUUGUGGCCACUCUCAUAUUCCACAUUGUGGUUGCUUUCGUGUUUCUCUUCAAGAAACCCAAAGUGCCAGUUCCAGCCAAUGCUCACUACAGUACUGCUGAUCCAGAAGAAACAGUGAGUGUGCAGUAGAGAAGAAGGCCAACAGACACCAAUAGACCACCUUCCGAUGUAGACAUUUGUUUGGUAGACAUGUUUUGAUCUACACAUCUUAUCCACAUAGUAGACAAACUGAUCACGGUAGCUUGUCAGUGGUUCACCAAAUUGUAGCUUGAAUAUGCAUGGAAUUGUAUACUUAUAUCACCUGUUGUUGCUGACCUUUGCCCUGUUUUAGCGUUUCUAGCUUGCAUCACAAAAGUGCAUUAAAUGUAGUUUAUAACGAUAAAUGUAAACCA